CUACGAUGAUCCCCGAGCGGAGCCGGUCAAUCUACUGCAUACUUUACUGCGUCACUUUUCGUUCAAACUAUUAACCGGUCAACAAUGGCGCCUGCAAAGCCAAACAAAGUGUCGCGCAUCACAGUGGCUUGUAAUUCCUGCCGGUUCCGGAAACAGAAGUGCAGCGGAAAUAAGCCAAUUUGCACUCAAUGCGACCAGCACAAUCGGUCGUGCGACUGGCCCGAACAGUUGAAACGUGGGCCGGCAAAAGGUUACAUAGAAGCCUUGGAACACCGUCUUCAUGAAACAGAGAGUCUUCUUCUGAAUCUUCUCGCCCAGAUCCCAGACUCUCAGCUCUCUGCCAGUGUCCAAGGACGCCAAGAUCGUUCAAGCAGGCAUCGGAACAGCGGCAGUCCGCCUCAAACGUACUCGUCAUCUUCCCGCCUCGGAAAGCGAGGCACCGACUAUUGGAAGAAGUUUCCUCUACACACAGUACAGGAAAUCCGGGACUGGCAGAAUGACUGUUUGAGCAAUGAAGGAGAUGGUUCGUCACGGCACUCUUCGGGACCUGAAGCCGUUGAGCGUCCUUCUGUCUCACACCCUGAAUAUCAACCGGAGACUGGAUCUCCAAAAGACCAGAUGCCCGAGUUCCAAGGACAUCGCGAAAUGCCUACGCUACCACGGAUACACCAGAUUGAUAUACCCAAUAGCCCGAUCGAUGUCGGUUUAUCGUCGGCUAAAGUUCCAUAUAGCAGCGCAUUAGAUGGUGAGGCCAGGGAGAAUCGUCCACGAAUGGAUCCUGUUUUCGAAGCGAUACAGUAUCAACGCGCUCGAGCGGAAGCGGUCCAUGGAUUUCCUAGUUUGCAGAAACCGAGUCUGUGGAGGGGUGCACCUCCUGUGAGCUUUCAACAACAAUUUCUUUGGUAGUCUAUCAGACAAGAGAUAUACGGGGCAUGCAAGCGAUUGUUGACGGUAGAGCUGGUCCGUCGCUGGGACGUCACAACUUUAUAUCUUCGCGUUGUGUCUUUAUGGAAGACUGCUUAUUUUAUUAUGGAGGAGUCCUUGGGUCUACUGGUUAAAGGGGACCUAUAUGCUGUAUAUACAAUGGCCUAGUCAUAUAC
Aspergillus neoniger CBS 115656 is the source of this 1100-nucleotide messenger RNA. Its product is annotated as Zn(II)2Cys6 transcription factor domain-containing protein. The record is from RefSeq and is a predicted model, not a curated record. NCBI's taxonomy places the organism in Eukaryota, Fungi, Ascomycota, Eurotiomycetes, Eurotiales, Aspergillaceae. Gene Ontology annotation, molecular function: DNA-binding transcription factor activity, RNA polymerase II-specific; zinc ion binding. The transcript has 4 exons. Bases 85 to 906 code for a protein of 273 amino acids. Gene Ontology annotation, biological process: regulation of DNA-templated transcription.